Molecule: messenger RNA, 4762 nt
Organism: Talpa occidentalis (Iberian mole)
Lineage: Eukaryota; Metazoa; Chordata; Mammalia; Eulipotyphla; Talpidae
Gene: TLCD5
Product: TLC domain containing 5
Exons: 2
Coding region: 1235-2074 (279 amino acids)
Cellular component (GO): membrane
Source: RefSeq, a predicted model, not a curated record
AGCACUGGGUACAGUCAGCAGCAUGGGAGGGUGAGAGAUUUCACCAGAGCCAGAGGGGAGAGCAGAACAGGCAGACUGACUAAAUACACUGCUGAGGGGAGCAGCGGGCGGCAGGAGAGGUCUGCAUGCCAUGUGGGACCCUCGCCCUGCGGCUGGGGAUCAAACCAGCGCUGCAGAGACUGCAGGCAGCUUCACAGCCCAGCGCUCAACCGCUGUGCCACCAAGGGAGACCCGGAAAUCUGAUUUUAGAUGAAAGUUUUGCAGAACUUGACCUUCAUAAAACCCUAUUUGGAUAGCAUUCCUGGGAGUGGCUUGUGUAUUGAAGGGUGUUGUUCCACAGAUUCUAUUUCACUUGUUAGAAGAGGGUUAAGCAAGGAGUGUAGCCAUGCAGAAAAUUCCUGCUGAGAUGAGGCAGAUAUCUGAAAUGUUUUUGACUUUUUUAUUUGUUCUUUCAAUAGAGGAGCUAAUGAAUAUUAAUAAUAUCGUGAUUAUUUUUAGAUUUUAGGCCGGUAUGACCAAAUGUUAGAGUCUUCCUUAUCCUGCUAUGUUUGUCACCAGUAAAAAUUUUAAAGUAGUUUUCUGACGCUGUUGCACUUACAACUAAGUAACUGCCUUUAAGAUAUUUUUUAUCUUAACAAAAACUCUUUUGUACCUCAAAAUCCUUCUGCUUCCCCACGGUCAGUCUUUGAGUUGGCUAUCAGAACUGAAUCGAACUAAAGUUUUUAUUUCAUUUAACUUUUCCCUUCCAAGCUAUCUUUUUUAGUUCUAUGCUUAGGUUAACCUCAACUUUAGAUUGACUGAUGAACCUGUGACUCAAAUCCAAAUUUCAGCUCAGUUUAGUGUCAGCUUAAAACCACAUUAAAAUAAAAAAAAAAAAAAAAAAAAAAAAAAAACACAUUAAACUGCUGUGUGCCACUUGACCUCAAGCAGAGCCCCAAGUGGUGAGGGUGUUUUUCAGCAGAACUUCUUAUUGAGAUUUUUGAAACGUGAACACAUUGUCUAAUACAUGUAUUACACUACUCAUGUACAGUUGUCAAGGUCAGCCGUGGCUGUGAGGUUGUCACUGACAUUUACACAUUGGAAUAAUAUGUUAAUUAGACUACUAACUCGGAAUGCACUUCCUGGUUUUCAGUUCACCAGUUGAUGUGUUAUCUCUAAGGACCAGGGAGUCAGCUCGCAGCCACACUUACAUGGAAGAUUCUUGGCUGUGCAGCAGAUAAGAAGCGAAGGCAGUAUGUUUGUGCUAUUCUAUAAUAGAAAUACACACGUAAUGACCCGAUGUUAUUUUCUUAGGGUGCAUCCUUUGUUUUUCUGGUUUCGGUCUUUUCGUCAUAGGAUGGCAUUAGCUCUGUGUCUGCAGGUGCUGUGCAGCCUGGGGGGCUGGCUCUCGCUCUACAGUUCUUUCUGCUGCCUGAAUAAGCACCGAAGCUAUGAGUGGAGCUGCCGGCUGGUUACCUUCACCCAUGGAGUCCUCUCUAUAGGCCUCUCCGCUUAUAUUGGCUUCAUUGAUGGCCCUUGGCCUUUUACCCACCCAGGCUCACCCAAUACACCUCUCCAAGUGCACGUUUUAUGUCUCACCUUGGGCUACUUCAUCUUCGACUUGAGCUGGUGCAUCUACUUCCAGUCCGAGGGUGCCCUGAUGCUGGCUCACCACACACUGAGCAUCCUGGGCAUCAUCAUGGCCCUGGUGCUGGGUGAGUCAGGCACAGAGGUCAAUGCGGUCCUUUUUGGAAGUGAGAUUACCAACCCCUUGCUACAGAUGCGCUGGUUUCUCCGUGAAACAGGGCGCUACCACAGUUUCACUGGAGACGUGGUGGACUUCCUCUUUGUAGCCCUGUUCACCGGAGUGAGGAUUGGCGUGGGAGCCCGCCUCCUCUUCUGUGAAAUGGUCUCACCUAAGCCCAAGUGGUUUGUGAAGGUUGGGGGAAUAGCAAUGUAUGCCGUGUCUUGGUGUUUCAUGGUUAGCAUCUGGCGCUUUGCAUGGAAGAAAAGCAUCAAGAAGUACCAUGCCUGGAGAAGCAGGUGGAGCGAGGAGCGGCAGCUAACACAUAAUGGACAUCUCAAGACGCACUAGACAAGGGUUGCGCCAGAUAAUGGAUUGGGUUAAGUCAGCCAUGGAAACCAGACUGGGAAUACAGCUGUUAAGGAAUCACCCUUGUAACAAACUUAGGUAUCAAAAAAAGGGGGGCUGGUUUAAUGUAUUGAUAAGUUUGGUCAGCCUUGGAGCAGAGCAUGUGCCGGUAUUAAAUUGCUAACGUCUCCAGGGCACAGAUACAGAAAGUAAGACUACUCAGUGGUGGCUGUGAAUAAGAGCUGUGAGGUGAGCACUCCUGCAUUCCUGUUAGUGUGUGGUGUUUCUGGGCUCUCUUGUCCUGGGAGGCUCGAUGUUCAGGCAGCUUAAAAAGGGACUUGAGAAAGAUGAGCACUAUUUCUUCCUUGUUCCCUUGAGAAAUGAUGCCUUCAGUAGAUUCUGCUCUUCAUGGGACAGUUUAAACAAAUUCAUCCCAUUUACUAUAAAAAAAAGGAGCUUCCAGGAAAAUAGAUCUCUUUGGCAUUCUGAGCAUUUGCUCAGGGAUUUGGAUCUGCUUAAACCAAGGGGGGGAUAAAGGGAUGAGAGAAGGAUAGGGGUAAAACUGUGUCAUUGGUGGGGCCCCCCAAUGCCAACUGUCAGGGGUCUCCCGGACUCUGAUUUAUUACAGCGGAAGGAUACAAAGAAAUAUCAAAGGGAAAAGGCACCUGGGGCAGAGUCCAGGGGAAACCAGGCCUGAGUUUUUUGAAUCCUCUCCCAGUGAGAUCACACAGUGUGUGCUUCAUCCCUCUAGCAAUGAUUUGUGACAACAUGUGUGAAAUGUGGUCGACCAAGAAUGCUCAUUAGAGACCCAAGGUUUUUAUCGGGGGCUGGUCCUGUAGGCAGCCUCUGGCUGGCACAUAGUAAAAUUCCUGACUCCCAGAAGGAAAGUGGGUGUUCAGCAUAAACCACAUUGUUUGCACAAACAAUUUAGGCUCAGCAGACUGGUCAUCAAUCAGCUAAUGUGGGGAGCCCUCCCAAAAUCUAAGUUUCCAGAUGCCACCAAGAGCCGACCUUCCAAGCAGCCCUUUCCGAGGAUAGCAGUUCAGGCCUGCUAUGUUAAUUCUUUUCUGCACAAAAACCAUCAGUCUAGGGUGCAAGAUGAAUGAGGUGUGGGCAGAGUUACUGAGUCCUGUUUGGGUUCUGCCCCACCAGGAAAACGAUGCCAGUUCUCAGGGCUUUUGUGCAUUAAUCUCCUAGGCAUGAGAGGCUGUGACUAAAUUCCAUAGGGAUUUACCAUGUGGAUUCCACUGUGCUUGAGAUGGCAGUUCAGGUUUCAGUUCUACUAUACAUUCUGCAAACUAGCACCAAAGACUACGGCGAGUUCUGGCCUCAGGGUGACAAGGCUAAUUUUUUUCUUUUCCAUUUUAGACACACUUCUUUUAAGUCCUCUUACUAUUUUUUCUUUUUCUCUGAAAAAGAUCUCACUCACUAUGGACAAGGUAGUAGGACAAGACUGGUCAUGGAAGGAAAAAAAUAUUUCUUAGUAUGAUAGUCUCUAAAUCUCACUUACGAAGAGCAAGAAUGUUAAACCAAGGGGUUAAGAAUCAAGAAUUCCUGGGUUCUUUUCACUGGCUUUGCUACUCACUUGCCAGACCCUUUGGGCAAGUCCCUUGUUUACUCUUUGCCUCAGUUUCAACCCUGUUGUGAAUGAAUGAAAUAUGCCAUAUUUCAGAAAGAGAUUAUAUGGCAUUUGAUGUAUGGGUUUUUUUUCAUGUGGGGCUUUGAUGAAAAAAAAAUAACACAAAGUAUUAUACAUUUACAUAUUUGUUAGUGUUGGUUUGGUGAUGUCAGCCCAGUGGUGACUGAUUAGCUCAGUGGGUGGGCAAGUGUGUGGGGCCAUCGAAGUCAAGUCUGAAGGUCAGUAGGAAGUGUCAGCCCAUUCUCUGGUCACUGGUAAUACUAACCUAAUGAGUGGUCUUUGGCCAGACAUGAGGGAGUGGUUGCAACCGCAGAAAUUCAGAAUUGCUGUGGGAAAAGCAGUUUUACAGGCAUUUUAACAGUAGAUCUUUUCAAAGGACUGACAUUUGGUUAAAGAGUUUUGCUGGACAUGGAAAUAGUCUGACAGCAUCAGCUCCAUCUCUUGUCUCCCUAUGAUCAGUGUCCCUAAAAGGCUGGUUAGCUUCUUUCCAACAAAACUGUGGUCAAAGUAGGAUGCUGAGGAAUGCUGAUUUUAGCAAAAGCCUAGUGAAAAAGAGUAGCUUGGCACAGGAGCUAAAAAAGAGCAAAAGAAAAAGCUGGCUCUCGGAUUUUGGCACAGUGCAACCUGUUCCAUACCAGACAAAUGAAUAGGCUUCAUCUGGUACCAAUUCUUUGCUCCUUAUUCCUUAGAAGAGAAGGGACUGCAGAUCUUGCUGUUUGGGGGUCCUCUCCUGAGAAAGCACAUAGGUUCUUUUAAUUUUAAGAAAACUGAACCAUGAUAAGGGAAAGAGAAUCCCUUCUUUCAGCUUUUCUUGAUGUAUCUAAUAUGAAGGAAUCUCUCAGAGAGAAAAAUGUGAAAUGAAGAUGACUCAGCAGUUAAGAUGCUGACUUUUUACAUCACAGGUAAAUGAAGGGCUAAUUCAUAUGUGAUAGGAUAAGACAAAAUGAAGUACUCAUUUGCAUUUGGAUUACUAUGUAAUAAUUACUAACACUGAAGGAUUUAUAUUUCAAGAAGAUUUGUAUGAUAUUUUAUAAAAAUAAACAACUUUUUAU